GCUAAAGUCAAGAAUAUGUUUCCAUAAUUUUUCCGAUUUUCUUCCCUAUAAAUAUUUUUGUUCAUAAAAACUUCAGAAAUAUCAAUCUAAUAUUGAGUUUUGAUUUAAUUCACAAUAAUUCAGUAAAUUUAUCAAAAACUCAUUCACUUAUAAUACCUCCUAUCAUGAUCUGUGCAUCUCUAUGGUUCUGUGCUCUAUACUAUACUGGGUUCUCUUGCGUGCGUGUGUGUGUGCAAAGCUGCGAACACCUCAUGUGCACUUUUUGUAUAACUAAACUUUCCGGCUAAAUUUAUUGAUAAAUAUAUUUAUUGAUUUAAUUAUCUUAUAUGUUUAAAAUAUUAUAAAUCUGUGUAAAUUCUAAAUUACGGAUUAACUUUUACGUGCAUUUUGAACCUGUGUUUUGAAUAAUCAAAUCUUAUAUAAUGGCGUUGUGUUUGAAAACUAUGAGGUUUUUGAACAAACCUUUCUUGAUGUCAAUGGAAAAAUCAUUCAAUCCUUCUUCAAUUGAUGUGCGCUGCCUCUUCUCUCAAGCUGCUCUUGGAGUAGAUGCUUUCCUUCGUGCAAAGGAAAAGACGAAGUCGUUGUUCAUUCAAAUCGACAAGAAGUUCAAACAGAAAAUGGUUGACUUCACAAGUGAAGACUCCAAAAAUAUGGUGUUCACUGAAGAUCUUAAAAAUAUGAUAUUUCUUGCUGAAAAUGACGACUUCGAUAUUGAGUUGGUAGAGAAGAUGACUUUGAAAUUCAAUAAUCAAAACAAAGAGCUCAGGUUUGGCACGUUCGUCUUUGGUCCGGUGGUCAUGAGAAUGUAUCAUAGUCUGAAUAGACCAUUUGAAGCCCUGAAAGUUUUCAAGAAUCCUGAACUGGAUGGAUUUUUUGAUCAAAUCAUGACUUACCAAGUACUCAUGGACUUGUUAUAUUGCAAUAAAAUGUACGAUGAAGUAAAAGAAGUUUUCGAGAUCAUCAAAUCAAAACAAGUUAUGGGUAUUAAGUUUCAUAGGAAUACAGUUGUGCUGGUGUCUGCAGCUUGCUUUCAAAAGAAUACUCCUGAGGAUUGGACGUAUCUGAAGAACUUAUGGCUAGAGAUGAAUGAGGCGUCUCACACUCCAAUGAGAAAGACUAUCACCUACUCUGCUGCCUUGGCGAUUCAACAAGAUGACCCUCACUCAGCUGUUGAACUGUUGGCUAAAGUUCCUAAUCAAAACUAUGUUACCAUCCGGAACUUGAAGAUAUUGGCUCUUGAUAAACUGAAUAGGCCUGAAGAUGCAAUCCUUAUAUUGAAAGGUUCUCUUGAAAAAGAUCUUCCCGAACAUGUUAAUAAAGCUUCUUUCUGUGAUGAAGUGAUUGAGGAUAUGAAAUCAACGAUUGAAAAGAGUGGAAACAGAGAAAUGCUGAAUGAGUUCACCAAAUUGGAACAGCAGUUGAUUGCUCAACAACGCAUUACUUCACAGCCAUUGAGUAAACUUAUUGACUCCGAAAUCGAUUACAGCCUUGCUACUAAGAAUCAGCAACUUAGGAAUAAUGUUCAAAGGUCCGAUAGGUUAGCUUCAAGCUUCCGAUACGACAGACCACAAAGAAAUCAAUAUUCCAGACGUGAAGGAUUAUCUGACGCAUAGAAUAGAUAACUAGUAAACAAGUAUGUUAUGUGCAGUUGUGAAUGCAUUUACUCCUUAGAAUGUGCUAGACCUUUUGUUACAAUUUAUUCUUUUCAAGUUGUGUAAAUAAUAGUGUGUUUUCUGAUGAUAGUAUUCGUGUUGUUAUGUUUAUAGUAUUACAACAGUUUACACGAAAAUUGUGGAUUUAUUUAUCAUUUGAUUAUAUUUGUCUCAGAAUGUUUGGUUAGUUA
Nilaparvata lugens (brown planthopper) is the source of this 1843-nucleotide messenger RNA. Its product is annotated as pentatricopeptide repeat-containing protein 2, mitochondrial. Gene Ontology annotation, cellular component: mitochondrion. Gene Ontology annotation, biological process: multicellular organism development; mitochondrion organization; regulation of mRNA processing. The transcript is spliced from 6 exons. The record is from RefSeq and is a predicted model, not a curated record. Gene Ontology annotation, molecular function: RNA binding; protein binding. NCBI's taxonomy places the organism in Eukaryota, Metazoa, Arthropoda, Insecta, Hemiptera, Delphacidae. Bases 423 to 1613 code for a protein of 396 amino acids.